AUGCUGAGCUCCUCCGACUCGCACCGCCGCCGCAAGAAGGAGAAAGACGCCGACCGCGAGCGCAGCGACCGUGACCGCAGCGACCGUGACCGCACCAGCCCACGAAGCAAGGACGACAGGGAACGGGACCGCGAGCAGCGCCAUAAGAGCACCAAACCCCGCAAGACUCGCUCGUCCGCAUCCAAGGAGGACGACGCUGAGCACGACCGCCUCCGCGAGCGUUCCUCGACGGAGCGCAUCAGCCGCACCUCGUCCUCAUCCCAGACGUCCAAGUCACACAAGAUGGCCGUCGUACCGGAGAUGACCCGGCGCAGCUCGCUGGGCUCUGCCAACAACUCCAGAAUCAGCUUGCCGUAUCCCUCUGUCGACAAGACAUACAGCAAAGAGAGCAUCUAUGCCAGAGACGACGUGGACAGGAAGAAGGCCACCAUGACCCCGGACCCCACCGACGUCGACGGUUCGCAGGAUGAGAAGAAGAAGAAGAAGAAGAAGGAAGGGUCCCCAACUGUGCCACCGACUCCCACACGAGCACCUCCUCCUCCUCCACCGCCAGCAUCGCCGACACUGCACCGGGAGAUGGAGUCAGGCAGACGCAGCGUGGACAACUCUACCCGUGUCUCGACUCCUUCGGGGCAGCGGCACACGGCAUCACGUUCGAGCAUUAGAGAGCAAGACUCCAUGACCGACUUGACAUCCACAACAGGAUCCCAACCUAGCACAGUGCGCGCGAAGUCGCCCAGGGCAAAGUCACCCCAUGCAGUCCCUACAAGGACGAAGACAGCAAGCCCGGCAGCCGGCCGUACCCACAAGAGCUCAAGCUCGAAGACAUACAAGACGAAGACCAAGCCCAGAGGCUCGUCUGAACUAACCCUCGACUCUGAGAACACAUCCAUACCUCUCUAUCGUGCCCGUCGAACACGGUCGCCGGCAUACUCAGAUGCCUCGCCGGCGUCUGUGGUCGAUUCAUCUCCGCGUACACCCACACAGCAUUCUGUGCUCCCUUCUGUCAUUUUCGACGACAAAGAUAGGCCAGCCACGGUCGAAAUUCUGGACCCCGUCUCUCGUGAAUCAUCAGUCAACCCUGGCUAUGGAUCGCCAAUGCCACCACCGCCACCGCCUCCUCCUCCACCGCCGCCGCCGCCACCACCGCCAGCAAUGAUGGGAGACCCACCCCGCGUAGACUAUCUUCUUCAAAACGGUGGUUUGCCUCGCCCGAUUCCACGAAGCUUGUUAGGUGCUAUAGAGGGCGCAUCGGUGCCUGCAUACUCGUCAUAUAUGUCACCUACGACAAGUGGUGCGCAAGGCCACGAUGUUCGAACGUUGUUUCGGCCGCUUGAAAACGUGCUGAACAACUACAAUACCGUCAUUGACACAAACGGAUCUCUUGCGGUGGCGACUGGAUAUCGAUCAGUAGCCCGCCGUUUACUCGAUCGCCUCGAAAACGUAUUCGCUCGCAACAUUUCCUCAGAGCACUGCCAGUGUUUGAUGUGCUUUGAUCAGCCAAUACCGGAGGAUAGCCCCGGCGUCAACUGGGGUGAGAUUUUAGAGCUCGUUUCCGGACGUUGUGAGCUACCAACAUGGCCACCAUACAAUGAUCCGGUUGCGCCUGGCCUGGGCAUCUCAGAGCUUGGAGAGCCUUGUCAGCAGAUCGACGUUGAUGUACCGGAUCAGUAUCGAGCCCACUAUGAGAAACAAGCAAAGAAGACAAAGUCAUCAGUCCAGUCGUGGCUGACGGAUCAACAAGACAACUCUCCAGAGGACGCUGACGAUGAAACCUUGUCUUUCAUUAUGCUUACCCGGCUGGAUCAGCCACAGCGUCCGCUGUUCUAUGCGCUUCUCUGGGGCCUUGAGAAACUCCCUAGCCCCCGCACACAGAAGCCUGAUACAGGCACACCGUCGUACUUGGCGAAAGCUGGUCUUGCGCUGCAGCGACUCUAUCGCCUCGGCAAGGAGCCCCGCGACCAGCUUACCGUCAUGUACCUGAUCCGUAACCCAGACAUGCACAAUAUCCUGGCCACUUUGGCAGCAGUCAACAAACACGAGUGGGAGAUUCUGGUAUCAGGCCGCUUUGACGGCUUCCUCUGGUCUGGUGCAGAAGAUCUGAUGCCUGGCCAGAUCCCCCCAACCGACGGACCACAACGAUUCGCAUCACCAAGUCCUGGCCAGCCAUUCCAGACCUUCAGCCCAGGGCCGCAAUCUCGCCCUGGUUCGGUGCGUCCAGGAUCUGUGCGUCCAGGGUCCGUACGUCCGGGAGGUGGCGGUCCCGCGCCAGUGCAAGUUGAUGAGGAGACCGAAGUCGCUGUACUUGCUGAGAUCGAGCGUGAAAUCUACCUUGGAAUGGAGGCCAUGGAAGACGCAUUCGAGCACCUACACAAUCAGGCCGAACAGGUACGCCGACGCCUGCGUGAGCGUGCUGCUGCGUUGUCAAUGGUGGCACAGCAACGGCGAGGUUCGGGGAUGGACGAUAUUGAAGUCAGAAUGAACACACCUGCCGGUUUUAGGGAACAGGACGAGAGUCUGGAUGACCUCCGAAGCGAGAUCGGACCUGACGAUUCCGCCAGCAACGUCAGCCACAACAGGAGGAGGAAGGCGCACAGAGCGCGUGAGCGGAGGACACCGGCGCCGGUCGAGGAAGAGAGCGAGGGAGAGAGCACGCUGGCGGAGAGGAUUCGCAGACGAUACUGA
Macroventuria anomochaeta is the source of this 2685-nucleotide messenger RNA. RefSeq lists its product as uncharacterized. Gene Ontology annotation, molecular function: DNA binding. Gene Ontology annotation, cellular component: nucleus. The record is from RefSeq and is a predicted model, not a curated record. NCBI's taxonomy places the organism in Eukaryota, Fungi, Ascomycota, Dothideomycetes, Pleosporales, Didymellaceae. The transcript has 2 exons. Bases 1 to 2685 code for a protein of 894 amino acids.